Varanus komodoensis (Komodo dragon) is the source of this 8907-nucleotide messenger RNA. It is a transcript of the gene NKTR, whose product is annotated as natural killer cell triggering receptor. The coding region runs from base 3600 to 7583 and encodes 1327 amino acids. Gene Ontology annotation, cellular component: nucleus. The record is from RefSeq and is a predicted model, not a curated record. Gene Ontology annotation, molecular function: peptidyl-prolyl cis-trans isomerase activity. The transcript has 14 exons. Lineage: Eukaryota; Metazoa; Chordata; Lepidosauria; Squamata; Varanidae. Gene Ontology annotation, biological process: protein folding; protein peptidyl-prolyl isomerization.
AAAAAGGAAUUGGAAAAACAACUGAAAAAAAGCUCUGCUACAAAGGUUCAACAUUCCACCGUGUGGUUAAAAACUUCAUGAUUCAAGGUGGAGACUUCAGUGAAGGUAAUGGAAAAGGAGGUGAAUCUAUUUAUGGAGGAUAUUUUAAAGGUAAGAUCCAAUAGUUCUUGAUCUGCUGCUUCAGUUGUAAGAGUUUUGAUUCCUGAUGCAUUUAAUGAGAAGGGUUUCUUAGAUCACCUUUGCAUGAGAGUAAUGUUGCAUGGAUAUUUAUGUGCAUGAAUUUUAAAGACGUAUAUUCUAAUAUUAAUGUUAAUGGACAAAAUUUGUUGCGGCUAACGUAGUGGUUAAACAUGACUUCAGCAUGGAGGCUAGGCAACUUGAUUCAUGACAACUCCUAUCUUCCUGCCUAAAACUGUCAACAUAUUCUUUUGUUUAUAGAGAAUGUGGUCUUUUGCAAAAUGAAAAGAUGAAAACUUUAUUCUGAAACAUGAUAGAGCAUUCCUUUUGUCAAUGGCAAACAGAGGGAAGCAUACCAAUGGUUCCCAGUUUUUUAUAAACAGUGUUACAUCGUGCGCUCCAAAGGUAAUGUCUCAUUCCUCUAAGGCUGUGUUCUUUUCUCUUCUCUUUCUGUCUUUCUUGUCCUUUUCUGAUCAUAUGUGCAUUAAAUCUUGUGGUGUUAAAGUUCUUCUUGGGGUCAGUUCCAGCUUUGAGAAAAAGAGACUUGUUUAUCUUCAUGAUAAUACUAUUUUAGACUCACAAAUAGCUUCAUUCUUUCAACUUGGAAAAUGUAAGAUGAUAUUUCAUGGUACCUUAUUUAAAAUUGUUAUCAAACAUUCCUGGAAAAAGUGCUGUCCAGGGUUCCAGAAGCAGUAUUUUGUAAGCAGCUCUUUGCAUUAGGAAGAAUAAUACUUAGAACUACGAAAAACUGAGAUCAGCUUGUGUUUUUACUACAACAGACUUCCUAUGGAAGAUACAUUGGUUAUCUAGACAUCUGCCACUUUGUUUAACUUUGAGUUUCAGAGUGUCCAGUUUUUUGGGAUAUCUAAAACAUGGUGGGCAAAAAAAAAAAAAAAAAGCUUAAACUUGUUCUAGCUAUUCAGAGGUACAGUGCAUGACAGACUUUCUCACUAAUGAAAGUAUAUGAAAGUGUCUUUAAGUAUUAACAUCGUAAAUGGAAAACAUUCUUCCAUGGGGAAAUUUCCAGAGCUGUAAUGAGCAAUCUUCUAUUUAGAAACUGGUAGUGCUUAGAGUUGCUCUUGACUCGGUUACCUUUUGGUAACUUUUUUAAAGCAAUCUUAGUCAAGGUUUUCUGUCCCUACUGUUGUAGUUCAAAGUAUGCGAGUUGCUUUCCAAUAUGUCCCUUGGUCAGGCUGAUAGCUUCUUCUGGGUAAGGAUAAAAGAAGCUGAAGCUGACAGACAUAACAACUGCUUUCCGGUCUGUCUGUGGCUGCAGUAGAAUUUGAACCUGAGCAUCCAGAUCCCAGCAUCCCAGCUGUAGAAAUACCCAUUUUUCAUGUGUUAUUUUAAUGAGGAGUGACUGUCUUUAUUGUCCAUGUCGCUAGGCCCAGCAGUGACCACAGUGGGAUGCUAUAUGAAUUGCUGCCCAAAGUCGACCGCCAAUAUGGAAACGUUUGGUUGCGCAGUCUCCCUCUUGUUUGAAAUGCUCAAGCGUGUGCUUAGCGUUCAUUGCACUGCGUUUAUUUCCUUGACUGUUAAGCAUAUACUUCAAAGUGCAAUGCUGCUCGGUCUUUCAGAGCAGGUAGUGGGACUUGGAGUAUACCCUUCUCUCGUGACUGCAUUGCUUUUUGCAGCCCAAGCAAGCCAGACUGCCCUUCCUUCACUGCAGGCCCAAUAAGCAGGCUCCUCUGUGUUUGCUUGCUGGGUCAGGCGUCCCCUGACAAGCUGCUGUGCCCGCUGUUCUUCCCAGCCUUGCAGCACAGAGGUGCGCUUCCUGCGUGCCUUCCAGCACCCAUGGCUAGGAGUGGAUCAGGCAACGUACUGCUGUGGUGCUCCAGUGGCCAAGUCCUUGCAGGACCAAGCCAUCAAGUCUUCCACCAGCCUCCCUUUUAUGCUACGGCAAACGGGAGCAGGGAGCGUCCGUCUCUCCUAUUUGGCUGUAGUCCCUGGAGCACCUUGGCCAUGCCGUGGCCAGGUGAGCAAGUUCCACACCUCCACACUUCCGUGGCUGCUGCUUAGACAGUGGCACUCAAUUGCUCAUCUUGGCUGGCUAAAAACUGUGGAACCCCUGAUUUAUGGGAAGCAUUUACUGGAACAUACGAUUUACUCUAGGAGAAUGGGGCGUUCUCUAGGCAUUGGAAGAGUGCCCUUAAUCUCGAGGAAGAAAACUGCAGCCGUUUUUUUCUUCUUCCUGCAGAGGCACUCUGUGCGGUGUAAGGAAGAGGCAUACAUUAUGCUUCGAUUGUGUUUUUGCCGAAAGCCUGUGGGGCCAUCCUUUCGUAGAGGUCUGUCAUUGGACUACCCUCUUGCCAGAUGGGAACUGAGGGAGCCUAGUUGUUGUUACAACUGUUGGGUUGUGUGGCUGGAAAGGGGGCAGUAGUGAUUGUAUCAUGUUCGAAUGAAUAGCAGCAUUUAUCUCCGGUUGCCAUGGAUUAGAACUUCAUUAGGAUGGAACUGAAGUUCAUACAUUUAAAGUUUAGAGUACAAGUCAUUGGCUGGUUUCUCAUGCAGCUCCUGUUGUUAUUUCAGCACAGUGUUCUUAGAAAUCAGUUUGAAAGUAGUUUUGAUUUUUCUGAAGUACCCCCACAUGUGGGUGCACGCAAAUUGGAAUAUUUUCAAGAAGCUCUAGUUCUUUCAGACAGUGAAUUCUAUUUUAUUUUUUAAAAAAAACUGCAGCUUUUAAAUAGAUUCUGAAAGAUAGUCCAGAACCUGUGAAUAUUAAAAAAAAAAAGCCAAAUGGUGUAAAUGAAUGAGGCUGCAAUCCCAUGCACGCUUAACCUCUUAAGAAAGCCCUAUGGAAUUCAGUGGGAUUUACGACUGUACAGGAAUAAACUGUAAGCAUAUAUGUGUUGUUUGAUGGUUUGUAUAUUUUAGUUACUACUUUUCUAUAGCAGUAGCUGUAAGCCAGUCUCUGAUGAAAUGACUUAGACUUGAUUUGCAAGCGUACCAGGGUUGGGUCGUUUGCAGAAAAUGUUUUGUCUUUUUGCGUCUUAAUAGAUUUGGCUAUUAAAUUUGUAUAGCAUUCAGCUGCAGUAGCACCCUCUUUUAUUUUUAUGACACUUAAAUAGUAUUGCCAAGAAGCAGAUUCCAUUUCUGCACAGUGGACCAGUGCAGCCCUUGCUGCACUAGAUGAAAUCUGCAAAUCCAUGCUAAUAUUCCAGUUUUUGGCUCUGCUUGAACAAGUUGAUCUAUUUAGAUACAUGCAUGCAUUUCACCUGGAAUAGUGGAAAAAAUGAAAUGUGAUGUUGUGUUGUAAUAUGAUCAAAAAGAUGAUCUAGUCCCUGCAUUUAGUGUGAAUCUGGGGUUUAUAUACAAAAUUAACUGUUCUAUUUUUUUCUCCCCUUUUUGUUAUAUGUGCCAUUCUGCCUUUUUACCUUCUCAUCUGAACACCUGAUUUUUUUCCUAAAAAUGUCAUCUCAUGUAUGUUGGUGUUCUGCAGAACUACCAAGCCUGCUCCUCACCUUGAUGGAGUACAUGUUGUCUUUGGACUGGUUAUUUCUGGUUUUGAAGUAAUAGAACAAAUAGAGAAUCUGAAAACCGAUGCUGCCAGUAGACCUUAUGCAGAUGUGCGAGUUAUUGACUGUGGAGUGCUGGUUACGAAAUCAGCCAAGGAUGUUCUAGAGAAGGAGAAGAAGAGGAGGGUGUCGACUCACUCAGAAGCAUCAGAUACCUCCACCAGCAGUUCAUCUACUUCAUCAGAAACUUCAUCUGACAGUGAAUCUGAAAAUGAAAGAAGUAGAAAAAGGAAACGCAAGAGAAGAACUAAAACCAAGCAGUCAAGGAAGCGAAGAAGGGAGGAAAGAAAGAAAGAUGAAUCCAAGAAUAAACGGACAUCAGGCCAAAGAAGCCACUCCGAUAGAAGUGAAGCAAAUGAAAAAUUGGUGGACUUGAAUGCGAAAAGGGACAAACCUGUUGUUCGUCCUGAAGAAAUUCCUCCAGUGCCGGAAAACAGAUUUUUGCUUAGAAGAGAUGCGCCAGUUGUGAAUUCAGAGCCUGAGCCGAAACCUCCUGAUGUUGCACCAGUUUUGACAGACCAGAAGCCUUCAGUAUCUAAAUCUGGAAGAAAAAUCAGAGGGAGAGGCACAAUACGAUACCACACACCGCCUCAUUCCCGCUCCUGUUCAGAGUCGGAUAACGAUGGCAGCAGUGAGACUCCCCCACACUGGAAAGAAGAGAUGCAGCGAUUACGCGCUUACAGGCCGCCCAGUGGCGAGAAAUGGAGUAAAGGCGACAAGCUGAGUGAUCCAGGAAGGUGGGAUGAAAGAAGUCUUUCCCAGAGGUCAAGGUCUUGGUCACAUAAUGGUUAUUCAGAUCUAAGUAGUGCAAAAUAUAUUGGCCACCACAAAAAGCACCGGAAAGAAAAAAAGGCGAAGCACAAAAAGAAAGCCAAAAAGCAAAAGCACAUCAAGAAGCACAAGCAAAUUAAAAAAAAGAGAUUAUCCUCUUCCACAGAGAUGGACUCUCCUCAUUCUUCAACUCGAAGGACAAAAUCGCCUUCGGAUCAUGAUGGGGUCUCUCGUUCUUCCUCACUGUCUUCUAGGGAUGACUCCUCUAGACGGGGCUGGUCUAAAUCUGAGCGAGACAAGCAGAGUUCAGUCUCUCUCUCAAGCAGGGACUCGCGGUCAUAUUACAGGUCCAGAUCCAGAUCUUACUCCAGGAGAAGUUCUCGCUCAAGAAUUGCUUAUAAGUCUUCACGGUCUAGAAGCAGAUCGAGAUCUAGCUCCGCUCCCAAGCAUCUGAAAAUAGCAUCUAGUUCACCGAAAAACGUGGCCGCUCAUUUAAACGAUCGUAAGCCAGUUAAGGUUGAACCUGUCAGAACUGCAUUGCCACAGAACGAUCAGGUUGUGGUACAGCCUGUUGUCGCUGAAAACAUUCCAGUUAUACCCCUUAGUGACAGUCCGCCCCCUUCUAGAUGGAAACCUGGGCAAAAGCCUUGGAAACCAUCCUAUGAGCGAAUUCAGGAAAUGAAAGCGAAGACAACUCACCUAAUACCUACUCAGACCACUUACAGCUUAGUAAGUGUCAAAGACCCUGGUUCAUCCUCUUCAUACCAUAAGCGACAAAAGAGUUCUGACAGUGACCAGAGUGAUUAUUCCAAAAAUCGGAGUGACAGAAGUUCAGGCAGUUGGCGAAGGUCUCGGAGCAGGACAUCUAGAAGUAGAUCCUACUCCAAGUCUUACUCAAGAUCGAGAAGUCCGUCCAGUUCAAGGUCCCGGUCCCGGUCCCGAUCUACUGUCAGAUCUCGUUCUGCAAAUAAAUUCCUCAGUGACCAGUCAUGCUACAGUGGAUCGUCGUCCUAUUUUUCCCUAAGUGAGGAUGAUCGACAGAAGAGCAAAACGAAAUCUGAAUCCAGAGAAAGAAAUGUGCCAUUGUCAAAGAAAAGGCAAAGUAGUUCUGAAAGUACCCUCCCUUAUGCGAAAGAGGCGACUUCUCAGAGGCGCAAAGAGAGCACAAGUGGAUCCUCAUUGGACUUCUCCACAGACAGUGAGCAGGUGGCUAAAGCGCAGCCAGUCGAUGAGAAAGCGCAGCUGCUGCCAGAAAAAGCUAACCGGAGACAAAAGAAGAGCAGUGCAGCUGGUGAUGGGUACGAAGAGAAGCCCAGGUCUGAGUGGAGUAGUGAUCAUUUUAAAAAAAGGACUUUGAAGGAGCAAUCUGGCUCUCCAAGGAGCGGUCGGAAAGCAAGAAGGAAAACGCAUGUUGCGAGCACUUGUGACUCUGAAUCGGAUUCAGAGAAGGGUAGAGGCAGAAACUGUAAGGAAGAGUCGAGGUUGUCUUCUAGUAAGGAGGAAGGCGAAGCUACAUCUGACACAGACACGGAUCUCAGCCUUGCCAAAUGUAAGGCCAAAUUGGAUGUAGUCAAGACCAACAAGAGGUCUUCUCCCUCUGAAUCAGAGAGCCUGUAUUCCAACACGGCUGCCAAAGCAAAAUCAAGAAAGCAAAAACACAGCUCCAAAAAGAACUUCAAAAAAGCACAUUCCAAAAAAGCUAAAGAAAAAUCCAAGGGUAAAAAAGAAAAAAAGCAUAAGAAACAAAAGGAAACAUUUCAUUGGCAACCUCCGUUGGAGUUUGGUGAAGAAGAAGAAGAGGACGAGGACGUUACUGUAAAGACGGGGGUCAGUCAUGAGCGAGAGAAGCAAAUCACUGGCGUUAAAAAUCAAGGACAGGAUUCUGAAAGUAAAGUGGUCAAAGACAAAACAAGGGACGGUGAAAAGCUGCAAGAAGUCAGUGUGCUGUCAGAUGAAGCCGUAGGCCGUGAAUCUCCCGGCAGGCGCCUUGAGAAAGGUCCUGGGGAGCAGGCUCCUUCAGUCCCUGCUUUAAAUGCAGAUGAAAACGCGGGUGUUUCCGAAAGUGCUGAGCCUGCCAAAGUAAAUGCUAGAAAUGAGGUGGAUGUUACCCAGGUGGAUGAUAUGGAGAUAUGUACUCCAGAUCACAACUCACCUGUAAAAGUUGAUGUGGAACUUUCUCCAGUAAGUCUGAAGGUGAACUUCCAGGACAUUAAAGUUAGUAAAAAUGCAGAUGUAUCAGGUAAUUCUGAAGGAGAGGCUGCAAAGCAAGGACUCAGUACUAGAGAAUUGACUGGGAUGAAAGAAGGCAGUAGAGAACGAGACAGACAGAGACCUAAACCCUCUACAGCAGUUGCUGCCCUGGAAAGCAUAGUGAAAACUGAAAAUGCUCAGAGCAGCAUAAUGGAUAAUAAAUGGAAGCCAUUACAGGGUAUAGGGAAUGUACAGGUUGCAGCUGCGGCUGCUGCUAGCCAUUCCUUAGAAGCCAGAAAUGUGGCGACAUCAUCAGAAUCAAAACCACAAGGUUUAAGAAUAGAAAUCAAAAGUAAAAACAAGAUUAGGCCUGGUUCUUUGUUUGAUGAAGUAAGAAAGACUGCCCGGCUUAAUCGAAGACCAAGAAACUGUGAGAGCUCUAGUGAGGAAGAAUCUCCCACACGGGAAAACAGCCAGUCAAGGAGCCGCAGCCGAUCACGGAGCAAGUCAGAUCCUAAAUCCAGGCACAGAACAAGAUCGCUUUCCUAUAGUCACUCGAGAAGCCGUUCGAGAAGCUCCACUUCAUACAGGUCACGGAGCUACACACGAAGCCGGAGCAGAGGCUGGUACAGCAGAGGUCGUUCGAGAAGCCGAAGCAGUUCCUAUAACAGUGGCAGAAGUCACAGCCGCACCUACAGUAGAAGUCGCUCCAGAAGCAGUUCUUACGAUCACCGUAGUCGGUCAAGCAGGUCGUAUACCUAUGACAGCUACUACAGCAGGAGCCGCAGUCGAAGCAGGAGCAAGAGGAGCGACAGCUACCGCAGAUCUCGCAGUUACGACAGACACUCCAGAUCGUACAGUUCUGACAGUGAAAGUGACCGCAGUUAUUCUAACAAUCGAAGCCCCAGUGAAAGCAGCAGAUACAGCUAAAACAUUGAAAAUAUUCUGUUUCCCAGGAGUAUUUUUUUACAUCACUGCAGUGUGUGAAACUUCCUUUCCAUGUCCCAAAUAAAACUGAAGAAUGCUAGUGAGGUGAGGCCUUGCAACUUUGCGCAGCGUUUUCUUGUGCUGCGCACUGGCAGCCACCACUGGGUUCCUGCCGUUCCGUUUCCAAAGCGUGAGGCCCCGUUCACAUGGAUUUGGAUUUGCAGGUGUCCUUGUGUCUUGAGAGAAAGCCGCUGCGUCAGAACAAUCUCUUUGCUGACAGGUGGCAUCUUACCUUUCUCAGCCAAUAUGAUGGCAGUCAUGCAGCUGUGAAGAUUAAUACUGCUACAAGUCUGGCGUUUAUGUAGUACUUUAAAAGUGAACCCUAAAAACCGAUCUACCCGUUCAAUGGUGUCUUGCACACCAACAGCAUAACCAGGACGCGAACCCAGCUGGAUAAAAAGCGUUAAGACAAGCCUUCUGGCUUGGCGCUCGGCAGUCUGUGUCAGAUCAUACUGUGCCGCUGCAGAGGUGAGGGUUCUUACAAAACUAUAUAUAUAAAAUACUUAGGCUGAGGUGCUAGGCUUCUAGCUCUUUCUUAAGUUAGAACAAGUAUGUGGAGACUUGAAAAGUGAUACUAGAUUGUCCCGUUUCAUUUCUGUAUCCACGUAAGGGAUGCCGGGAACAAGGUCUUUUGGCCUCCUGAAUUUGUAAAGGCAGGCAUUUUGUCCUAUUUAAUUUAUGCCUGCUCACCCUGACGAAUUGGGUAUAAUUUCACCAGGGACCUGCCACUCAGCCAGUGCAGUUACUGUGAUUUGUAGAGGAGAGAAGGUGGUUGGAUUUCCCAUUUCCAGCUUUGGAUUCCGUGGUGGUGUUGUGUUAAUAUUGUUAAGAAUUAAUAUUGUAGGUAUAACAGAAUGGAAGACAGAGUUCACUUUCAAUACCAAAAAAAAAAAGGUCAUAACAAUGACAAACUCUUGGUUUACAAAAACUCAUUUUCAAUUCCGGAGUACUUAAUUUUGAUCUACUGCUUUGAUUCAGCUGAUAAAUAUCCAUUUGUAAAUCAAAAUUUCAAUGUGUACAAAAUUUUCAUACUGAAUAAUGCCUUUUUAACAGCAGAAAUAGCCCUCUAAUAACUGGGUAGAAUAGUGGAGGGAAGUGCUGACUGCAUCUGUAGUAGUGAUACCUGAAUUUGUUAACUUUCUAUAAUUUUGAGAUGCUGUACAUUUCGUAAAUGUUUACAAUAGGUAUGUUUUUUGUUAAGACAAAAGCUGUAAUUUUAAAAUGCAUUUUUCCUUUGCAAUUAAAAAGAAUAUGACUCAUGAAACUA